This is a messenger RNA of Cooperia oncophora, 348 nucleotides long. NCBI's taxonomy places the organism in Eukaryota, Metazoa, Nematoda, Chromadorea, Rhabditida, Trichostrongylidae. The record is from the annotation of a GenBank genome assembly.
AUGCGACGAUCACGCAGUGCUGGUGACAAGUUCGUGUUCGGCUCACGUCGUCGCACUCUGACGCCUUCAGGAGUUGGUGAAGACGAACAGAAUUCCGAGCUGUUAAUUGGCCUGAAAUCUCCAAGGCCAAAUAGAGCCCCGUCGUCACCGGCUAAAAAUCCACAACUGAGCAAAGAUCGGCAGUACUGGAGCAGCAAUUACCAUAUCACCGACUGGCGUCGACAGCAUCCAACCGAAUUCGAGCAGAAGGAGGUUGAACGAUUCCAUAAGUGGAUUUUUGAAAGUGACAAGAAUGCACCGAUACACAAGGAUGUGGUCAGCCUAAUGAAGAUGCUGUUCCAGAAAUGA